CAGGAAAUAAAUCUUUGCGGACUGGGCCGUUGGGAUCACGUGACGUGAGUGCAAGGGUUUUUAAGCAGAUGCUGGCGCUGGUAACCACCAGUCUGCCUUCGCCUUCCUGCCAUCCGAAGUUAACCCUGCAUGCUGUUUCAGCACACCAUGGUGUCGUGUCUACUGUUGGUCGCAGUCGCCAUCCUAGGGGUGGCGGAGGCUCAGAUUUCUGUAGGAACGGACGCCACCCGUGUGGCCGGGUCUACGGGCUCCGAUGUGGUUGACGCUGUGGUGGACCUCAUCCGCUCCAAUUGUAUCUUUUCGGAGGAUCGUCUGCUUCUCCGACGAAUUGCUUACAUCGAAUCACGUGAUGGCACGGACCCCAAAACCUACAGAACUGGAUACGACGGGGGCAUCUGGCAGGUGGACGAGGACAAGUUCAAUGCGACCCUCCGAUGUAACUCCGUUCUCCGCCAGUACUGCAACCUCCUGAAGCUGCAGCCAUUCAACAUCGACUGGACCCAGGUCACGUGGUCAGACCUGCGCAAACCGCUGUACUCUGGACUGGCAGCUUCCCUCUACCUCAUCCAGCGACUGGGCGCUAACCUGACGGCCAUACCUGGUGAUGUUUUGGGCCAGGCGGACCUGUGGUCCCACUACUACCACUUUGGGGCUCCUCUAGCAGAUUACUCUGGCCUGGCUGCAUCUGCCACCACCUACAGCUGCGAAUCUAAAAUGGACAUCGCCUUUGUCCUCGACAGCUCGGGAAGUAUCAUCAACUCCGACUUCCGUCUCAGCCUCAAUUUCGUCGCUCGUGUCGUCGAGGAACUGUACGAGCCCGAGAGAGUGCGAGUGGCUUCCCUCAUCUACGCGGACACCGUGUCCACAAACUUCAACUUCAACACCUACAACACCAAGGCUCAGAUCACCAACGCCAUUCGCAGCAUUUCCCGCAUCACUGGUGGCACGUAUACCAACCUGGCGCUGGACACGGCUCGCACCACCUUCUUCUCCGGCAACAACAACGCCAAACGUCUGGUCAUCCUCGUCACGGAUGGACAGUCAGCCAGCACCAUACUGACAGCAGCAGCAGCACAGCGACUCAAGAACAAAGGCAUCGUAGUGUUCGCGGUAGGGGUCGGUGGCUAUGACCCCACUGAGCUGCACGCUGUCGCCUCGAGUCCCGUUUGUAGUCACGUGUUUACUCUGGGUGACUUCUCCUUCAUUGAGAGCAUCUUGGACGAGAUCAAACGCAGCACGUGCUUGGCGACUACUAUGCUGUCUACUGUGGAGGGUACUCCUUCUGAGGUGAAAACAAAUUCUUCAAAGCCCUUUACUAUCGGUAUUUCUUCUAAUUCAACGCAGAACACCACUGUCUCGUUUCAAGUGAACUGCGGGAUCCUGGACGUGUACGUGUCCUACACCAACCCCAACCCCAACGCCGCCAUGUACACGGAGAAGUACACGGCGCAGACUGGUCGCCCCGCCUACCUCACCACCUCCGGCACCUACAACGGUCAGCAGGUGUACAUCACCGUGGUGGGCACGCGACUUCCGGCCAAUGAGGCGCAUCUGCAAAACUGCACUGACUACUACUCCAUCGUGUCGCUGGUGGACAAGCCAGUGUGGCAGGUCCGCUGCUGUAAUGGCGCCACCUGUCGCGACUGCACGGCCACGGACUUCCUGCAGCAGGGAAAUCUCCUGGAAGGAGUGUGCGACACGAGGACUCUGGACUUCGCCAACCCCUGCACACCAGAAGCGCUGGUGUCAGGGAAGCUACUCUUCGCCUACCCCUACGACACCAACAAGUUCAUUCGCUGUGACUAUCACGGCGAGGCCUACCUGACGCUGUGUCCAGGUGGAAAGAGGUUCAACCCCAACACGCUCACCUGUGGUUAUGAGAUCACGGGAGAUAUUUACAGGGUGCCUCUACCCUUAGGCUAUCCAAACCCAUGCACCCCGGAGAGAAUAGCAGCGCAGUACCUGUACUUUGAGUACACCCUGGACAGACAACUGUUUAUCCACUGUGACCUGUGGGGCGGCGCCUGGCUACAGACGUGUCCUGCCCAGGAGAUGUGGAGCCAGAACCUGAUGACGUGUGUGGUUGACCAGCCGUACAUCGCCACAACCAACCGCCCCGCCACCAUCACCAACCCCUGCACCCCGUCAGAGCUCGCCCUCGGCAGGUACUUCCACCCGUACCCGUGCGACCACACCCGCUACAUCCACUGUGACGUCAGUGGCCAGUACUGGGUGCAGUUCUGUCCUAACGGCAUGUUCUACAACCCCAGCCUCUUUGUCUGCGUGGUGGGCGACCCCCAGUCCUACGCUGGCUGCAACCAGUGACCCUGUCGACUCUGACCCUGAACUCUCUGACUCCAUGGCAACCAAUGUUUGGAAUCUAGACCGCACAACUGACAAUUGUAUUUUCUGCUUUAGUAGUAAUAGUAGUAGUAGUAAUAAAGUUUAUUUGCAUAGCGACUGUCCCCGCCAUUAAAUGUAGGCUCAAAGCGCGAUUACUAAAACGAAAAACACACAAACAUAAGAAUAAUGGCUGCUACACUGAGGCUGUGUAAGCUCCACCCACAAUGACGUCAUUGUUUUGUCACGUGACUCAUCGCAGGCUGGUUAGCACAUAGUUACAGGUGUCCCAUCAAAUAGUAGACACUGACACGGUGAUAGUAGACACUGACACGAUGAUAGUAGACACUGACACGGUGGUAGUAAACACUGACACGAUGAUAGUAAACACUGACACGGUGAUAGUAAACACUGACACGGUGGUAGUAGACACUGACAUGAUGAUAGUAAACACUGACACGAUGAUAGUAAACACUGACACGAUGAUAGUAGACACUGACACGGUGAUAGUAGACACUGACACGGUGAUAGUAGACACUGAGACGGUGAUAGUAGACACUGACACGAUGAUAGUAAACACUGACACGGUGAUAGUAGACACUGACACGAUGAUAGUAAACACUGACACGGUGAUAGUAGACACUGACACGAUGAUAGUAAACACUGACACGGUGGUAGUAGACACUGACAUGAUGAUAGUAAACACUGACACGAUGAUAGUAGACAGUCGGUGAUUUACACAGAGAUAAACAUGAGCUCCGGCAUCUCCACACACGGAAAGAGAUGAGACUCGCAGAGAGCACGUGAGCUAUGGUAUGGUCACAUGAUCUGUGACUUGAUGACUUGAUCUGUGACCUCAACAAAAUAAGUGACUGAGACGUUAGCUAGAUACACAUUUCACACCACAGCAGCUCACACAGUGUCACAAUCAAGCUAUGAUUCACAGUGUCACAAUCACGCUAUGGUUCACACAGUGUCACAAUCAAUCUAUAUACUGUUCACACUAUCACAAUCAAGCUAUGGUUCACAGUGUCACAAUCACACUAUACCUCGCAGUGUCACAGUUUGAUGCAUUUCACAGUCAUCUUCACCAGUUUCCUUGUAGACAGUUCUUAGGUUCACCGCAAGGUUGACAGUUUGCUUGUGUAUUAUAUAUAUAUGUCAUAUGCCAGCGUUUGACAAUGUGAGUUGAGACAUGUAAUCACAGUUUGCUGUCAUGUCACGUGUACAGGCUGCGCCCUCUGUCAGCAGCUUUGUGCUCACCGAGACACCAGACGCAAACCACAGUUUCAACAUUGUCAAUAAAGAGAAGCAGCGUCA
Pomacea canaliculata is the source of this 3660-nucleotide messenger RNA. RefSeq lists its product as uncharacterized. Gene Ontology annotation, cellular component: extracellular region. Lineage: Eukaryota; Metazoa; Mollusca; Gastropoda; Architaenioglossa; Ampullariidae. The record is from RefSeq and is a predicted model, not a curated record. The transcript is spliced from 13 exons. Gene Ontology annotation, molecular function: chitin binding. Bases 130 to 2325 code for a protein of 731 amino acids.